AUGUCGCUGAGUCGAGUUCAGACCAAUGGAGCGUCUCCAGGCCAGUUUAACAUCGCUGAUUCAGAUUCUUUGGGCGGCGAAAGCCGAUCUACUGUCAAUUUAAAGCGUACUAGUUCCGCGAUGACUGGUUCUGAUAAUGUGACACUUGGUGAAAAUGAUGUCAAAAGACAGGAUUUUAGCAACCAAAGGAUUGAUUUAGAGUGCAUGGUGUCGGAUAUGAGCUCUAUGCUGGGUAAAGAUCACUGGAAUAAAUACGCGCAGGUGAUUAGCCUGUUUAUUCUGGGAAAAUUAUCCAGGAAGGAGCUUUGCAACGAAUUAGAUCUUUUAUUCGCAUCCAGUGCCGCAAAUGGUACUGUUCACAGCAAGCCGGCGCUCGUACGACUGCAUAACCAGCUGCUUCUGGGGAUCUUCACAAACUCGCUCAAGGAUUCGCCGCUAAUGGGCAAUUUGGCGGACGGUACGUGGGGUUUUGGAAAUGGUGGUUCCCUGGGCAGCAAAUUGAAAAGAGCGAAUAGACAUAACUCGCAAAUUGAGAAUUACAAGAAGAUAGUCAUGUCGUUACCAUCUGACGAUAGGCAACGACUGAAAGAUAUUACGAAAGAAGCAGGUAAGAGAGGUUUCGUCCUGUCAUCUGUGCUUCAGGCACGACUAAAUAUGAUACCGAAGAUACCGAUUGUCAUCAAUCCUGAAACUUUAAAAAGAGUAAAGGCAAACAACUUAAAAACACCGCUGGAAUGGUCUCAAGAUAUUAUGAAUGGCUUUAAUGCACCGCUUGCAACAGACAGUUUUGCACUGCCUGAUACAGAAUCACUAUUUCUGCGCAUGGUCGGGAUUGCGCGAGAACAUGGCCUAGUUGGGGCCGUCGAUACGGGAUGCGUUGAGCUUUUACUGCUUGCCCUGGAUAAUUAUCUGAAGAACAUUAUAGAAUCAGCCAUUAACACGGUCCGGUACCGUAGGAAAAAGUAUUCAGAGUAUUAUGACAUUAAGGACAAUGGAAUGUAUGAGCCCGUUGCCAAGGAUGAAGAGGUAGAUCCGGCUGACCAAGCAAACACCAAGACUAUUCGCCUCACUAACGAAGAUCUUUACGAGUGUUUCACAAUUUUUCCUAAUCUAGUUGAACCGACCGGAGCGUUUUACAGCUUGCCCAACGUCAAUUUGGUCAAUGACGAUGAGCUAGUGGUUAGAAAAAGCAGCAUUGACGACUUGCCGGACUUUUCAGAAGGUAAGCCAAACUUCACUCCGGUUGACGAGCGAAAUAUAGGUACACGGGAAGAACUUAACUGGUUGAUAAAGGAUAUACUUACAGAAGAGUAA
Torulaspora globosa is the source of this 1314-nucleotide messenger RNA. RefSeq names its product Hfi1p (gene HFI1). Gene Ontology annotation, molecular function: transcription coactivator activity. Gene Ontology annotation, cellular component: SAGA complex. The record is from RefSeq and is a predicted model, not a curated record. The transcript has a single exon. NCBI's taxonomy places the organism in Eukaryota, Fungi, Ascomycota, Saccharomycetes, Saccharomycetales, Saccharomycetaceae. Gene Ontology annotation, biological process: regulation of transcription by RNA polymerase II. Bases 1 to 1314 code for a protein of 437 amino acids.